Molecule: messenger RNA, 3462 nt
Organism: Ceratosolen solmsi marchali
Lineage: Eukaryota; Metazoa; Arthropoda; Insecta; Hymenoptera; Agaonidae
Gene: Vinc
Product: vinculin
Biological process (GO): cell adhesion
Cellular component (GO): actin cytoskeleton
Molecular function (GO): structural molecule activity; actin filament binding
Source: RefSeq, a predicted model, not a curated record
UCGCUGAUUUUUUAGCUUCGUUAUCCGUUUUUAGCUAAAUAUUUGAUUUGUUUGUUCAUUUAUUAGUGCACAAUUUGGCGUCGGAUCGCUCGAUAGUGCUCGCUCGCUCGCUCGUUCAGCCCACUUCUUGAGCAGACAGGAUUUGCACCGCUGAUUUGGAAAAAUGCCGGUCUUUCAUACGAAAACCAUCGAGAGCAUCCUCGAUCCUGUUGCACAACAGGUAUCGAGGCUAGUUAUAUUACAUGAAGAGGCUGAAGAUGGGAAUGCAAUGCCAGAUUUGGAAAGACCUGUUAAGGCUGUCAGUAUGGCUGUUGCAAAUCUUGUGAAGGUCGGUAAGGAGACAAUUAAUUCUUCGGAUGAUGCUUUGCUUAAACAAGAUAUGCCAGGUUCAUUAAAGCGCGUUGAAGGUGCCUCUCAUCUUUUAGAAGAAGCUUCCGUAAUGUUAAAAAAUGAUCCUUACUCCAGUUCAGCCAGAAAAAAAUUAAUAGAAGGUUCUCGAGGUAUACUGCAAGGCACAAGUUCAUUAUUAUUAUGUUUUGACGAAAGCGAAGUUCGUAAAAUUAUUCGAGAGUGCAAACGUGUUCUCGACUAUUUGGCAAUUGCCGAAGUUAUUGAAACAAUGGAAGAUCUAGUACAUUUCUUAAAAAAUUUAAGUCCAUGCCUUAGCAAAGUUUCUAGAGAAGUAAGCGCUCGAGAAAAAGAAUUAACCCAUCAAGUGCAUAGGGAAAUUCUCAUUAGAUGUUUGGAUCAGGUAAAAACUCUAGCGCCAAUUCUCAUAUGUUCAAUGAAAAUCUUUAUUCAUAUAAUUUCGAGUGGCGGUAAAGGUGCUGAAGAGGCUGCGGAGAACCGUAAUUACUUAUCUGGUCGAAUGUCUGAGGAGAUAAAUGAAAUUAUUCGCGUACUCCAGCUAACAACAUAUGACGAGGACGAAUGGGACGCCGAUCAAUUGACGGUAUUGAAAAAAGCUCAGAGCGCAAUAGAAUCGCGCGUGAAACCGGCUUUCGAUUGGCUGGAUAAUGGCAAUGCAUUAAGAGGCGGAGUCGGCGAAAAGGGCUUGAGGCAAAUAAUUGAGCAAGCUGGACGAUUAGCAAAUCGAUAUUUGCCACCUUCCCAAGCUGAUCCAAUCUCGAAAUUAUCCUCUAAUUGACAAUUGACCACAAUGACCGACGCUCUUUGCGAAUUGCGUCAAAAUGAUAAAGGAACAUCGCCUCAGGGUGAAGCUCUGGCUCGAGGAAUUAAAGAGAAGGUCAACGAGCUACGUUCUAACAUCUCAUCAGCGAUUGUCGCGGCUGAUAAGUCUGGCACAGUGCAGACCGCCCAUACCGUCGCCGGUAGACUGGAACAAGCUAAUAAGUGGUUACUGAAUCCUCAGCACGACGACAAAGGUCUUGGCCAAAAAGCCAUUGCUUUAAUUAUUCACGAGGGGAAAAAGGUCGCGGAGGGCCUACCCGGCAUACAUAAAGCCGAGAUCCUGCAGUUAUGCGAUGAGGUGGACAAUUUAUCGCACCAACUGGGCGAUUUAUGUGCUCGUGGCGAAGGCAACAGUCCGCGCGCCCAGGAGAUCGCCCGCCAACUUUCACAAAAACUCCACGAACUUAAGAAUAAAAUACAGCAGGCGGUCGUAUCGCGCGUAGUCGAGGACUUCAUUGACAUCACCACUCCUCUGAAACAAUUCACCGAAGCCGUAUUGGCGCCGGAAGGUACACCAGGACGCGAGCAGAACUUCAAUGAUAAAACCUUGGCAUUGCAGAACUUCUCUAACAGAGCCGCCAAGACUGCUAGAAUGGUAGCUGCUGGUGGCAGCGGAGGUAACAAGAAACUCGCCGAGUCCCUUACGGCUACUGCCUCGCAGUUGGAAUCUCUAACACCUCAACUGAUCAACGCCGGUCGCAUCCGAAUGACAUAUCCGGAGAGCAAAGCAGCCGACGAGCAUUUUGAGAAUCUGCGCCAACAAUAUGCCGAUACGAUACAGCGUGCCAGGGGUCUUUGCGACGAGGCUACCGACAGUGCAGAUUUUAUCAAGGCCUCAGAGGAGCAAAUGAAAAAACACACGAUUCUGUGCGAAGACGCAAUUGCUAGAAACAACCCUCAAAAAAUGGUGGAUAAUACCUCCGCAAUUGCUAGAUUGGCCAACAGAGUUAUACUUGUGGCCAAACAGGAGAGCGACAAUAGCGAGGAUCUAUCAUUUAUACAGAGGGUCAAUCAUGCAGCUGAUCUUCUACAGAAUUGCGUAACACCAAUGGUCCAGGACGCCAAGGCCGUCGCAAUGAAUAUAAACGAUGGUCCGUCGAUAUCACGUUGGCGUGACAGUAACAGAGCGCUGUUGGCAGGUGUGGGUCAGGUGCGAAAUGCAAUCGAACCAGAAGGAGUAUCACCUGUGCCUCCAGUGCCUCCCAAUCUAUCACAGCUGCGGAUCAAUGAUGGAGGAGAUAGUCCUGACUAUGCGAACCAGAAAUAUCUACCUAGAGAUGAAAGUCAAAGGGCCAAUAGAUAUAGAGACAUGGCUCCACCACGUCCGCCAUUACCUAGUGGAGAAGUUCCGCCACCUAGACCACCACCACCAGAGACCGACGAUGAAGAUGAAAUGUUCAUGCAUGCUCCUCAGCCAAACCAACCAAUUAUGAUGGCAGCUCAUGGUCUUCAUCAAGAAGUUCGACAGUGGUCUAGUAAGGAUAACGAAAUCAUCGCUGCUGCUAAGAAAAUGGCCAUUCUGAUGGGAAGAUUGUCUGGUCUUGUAAGAGGUGAAGGUGGUAAUAAGCGAGAUUUAAUAGCUUGUGCUAAAGCCAUCGCAGAGGCUUCUCAGGAGGUUACACGGUUGGCCAAAGAACUCGCUAGAGAAUGUACCGACAAACGUAUUCGUACUAACCUUCUUCAAGUUUGCGAACGUAUUCCAACUAUUGGAACCCAACUUAAAAUUUUAUCAACCGUUAAAGCAACGAUGCUCGGCGCUCAAGGUACCGAGGAGGACCAGGAGGCAACGGAUAUGCUCGUCGGCAACGCUCAGAAUCUCAUGCAAAGUGUCAAGGAGACUGUUCGUGCGGCUGAGUGUGCAAGCAUUAAGAUUAGAACAGCUUCGGGCAUGAAAUUACGUUGGGUCCGCCGGCAGCCAUGGUACCAGUAUUAAGACUAUCUCCUCUCGCCACUGCCGACUUCGCAUUGUCUUGUCUAAUAUAUUUCACAGCAAUUUUCUCAUGCCAUAUUAAGAAUAGCGAUAUUUUAGAUAAUUGUUUUGAUAAUGAGUUUUUUGUUUCUUGAUACUCGAGACGGAGUUGGGAUCCUUUAACCGCUGAAUAGGUUCCUAAUUUUAGGUUCCAAGAAAUUUUUAUGUUGAUUCUUUUAGGGGAAUACUUUAUAUAUUCGAAGAGUAACGAUAUAUGCUUCAUCGUAGAGUAUUCAACAUUCCGUUGAUAAGGUGUAUCAGCGCCAAUACUAAGAAUAAUUAAAAGCAAGAGUACUAGUUGC